This is a messenger RNA of Hyaloperonospora brassicae, 516 nucleotides long. The record is from the annotation of a GenBank genome assembly. NCBI's taxonomy places the organism in Eukaryota, Oomycota, Peronosporomycetes, Peronosporales, Peronosporaceae.
AUGCUGACUGCACUCACGGAUCGCAUGCAAGCGCUCGAGGCGUCGCAGAUGCAGAUCGAAGAGGAAAAGCGACUGCGAGGCGCGAUCGGCAGUGUCUUUUUUGCAUCAGAGCUGGGACGCGGCAUGGGCGGUGCGACUCUACAUCGUGACGCGCUAGUAAAUGAUGCUCCGAGGCAGCCGCGUGGACGUGUUCGCGUAACGCAACCAGGUGACUCGCUAUUCCAGCAGUUCAUUCCACAGUAUGUCGGUCCGCGACAUCCAGCGGGCGCUGCUCGACCACAGGCGCCGCGCUAUGCGCCAGUGUCGCCUCCAGAUUUUGAAGACGCUCAUGCGCCUGUGCCACCAACGCAGCAGGCACCGACGAAAGAGUUGCCGUUGAGUUUCCCGGAAGCACGCCAACUUAAGCUUGCUCUUCGCAAGUUUGAUGGUACAGAAAUGUACCAGGGACUCGGAUCGGGUUUUGCUGACUGGGGUCGCACGUUCUUGCGCCAAGUCAGUAUGGCGCAGCAGGCCUGA